UUAAAAAUUUAAAGAGGGUUAUGGGCACAUUACCAUUACCUUUUGUUGUUUUGGUCACGUUCCUUUCGGAUGGUUCAUUUACAUGAGAAAGCUUUAUGGCACUGGGCUGAAAAUCCGCUUUUUUCUUUUUAUUUUUUAAACAAGUGCAAUUGGAGACAGGUUAAGUGUGGUGUUUUCCAACAGUUGUAAGUUUUACAAUUGGUUUUUCUAUUUAUUAGCUAAUCUGCUGCCGGAGUAUUGCUUAGCUGAAAAUGGUAGCUUUGCACAGUAUGGGGUCGCCAGCCCCCCCAUUGGCUCAGCACAUCGGUCUGCCCACUAGCAUACCCCAUUUGCCCCCAACUCCAAUAAAAUCCAUCAAAAAAGUGGAAGAGCACACCAGAUUUUUGAUCAGGAGACUUUUGCCAAUUGGACUGUUUUUGGUGGCCUUUGCCACUGUAAUGUCUAUUCUGAUUCUGCACAUGGACAAUACAGCUAUGAAACACCAUCAGUUUACUCUCAAUCUAAGCAAGGACUUGGAAUUGAACAGUAUCUCGCAGGACAACCCACAGUUGAUCAUGUACCUGAGAGAAGUGGCGCUGUUUCCAGCUAUAGAGACCCACCACAAGCCGUUGGAGUCGCAGGAGGACCCGACCGAUGAAACUGAAUAUGUGUUACGAUUACUAAACCACAAGCAAAACGGAGUGUUUGUGGAGGCCGGUGCUUACAGCGAUGGCAGGUCAUCGAAAACGGAAGUUCUGGAGCGGAGGUUUAACUGGAAGGGGCUGUUGAUCCAGCCCGAUCCGCGCCACUACUUUAAUCUGCGAAGGCACAACAGGCUGAGAAGCCAGUGCGCUCAUGCCUGUCUCAGCCCUAUGCCUUAUCCUCGAGAGAUCACUCUUCACAGUGAAAGCGAUGUGAAAAUCAACGACAUAUACAGCAACUCGAUGGACAAUCCCGAUUGGCUAGUAAUACGGGUAAAAUGCUUCCCGCUUUUCUCCUUUUUGCUCGCUUUCAAUACCAGCACAGUGGACUAUUUGAGUCUGGAAACGGGCGGCACUGAAUUGCAGGUCUUAGAGACUCUGCCGUUUGAUCGAGUGAAAAUUGAGAUAAUCAGUGUCGACUUAAAGGACGACAAGGAAAUUGGAACGAUAAAAAAAUUCCUGGCUACCAAGAAGUUCAAGUACAUUCAGAAAUUUAACUACAGCUACAUUUUUAUGAUGAACCAUGUCAGGAUUUAAGCAAAGUAGUUGGACUAACGACUGAGAAAUGGUCUCAAUUUAUCAGUCGCAAAGGUAGUAGUAGAAGGUUGAUACUUGAGUGCUGUACAAGACGUUCCAAAUGAUUGGGAGGAUUUGCGUAAUUUACAUGUUUUUUCGCCAAAUAUUUCCGCUUUGGAGCAUCUUGUAUGAAAUUAACAUUUCUUUUAUUUAAAAGACUGAGUCGCGCAAAGACUAGCUAUUGAAGGAAUUUCAUCGUCGCAUUAAUACGAAAAGUGGAAACUGAAACUUGUUGGCUAUUUUUAAGCAAAUAGAUAUUUUUUACUACUAAAAUUUUCACAGCGGACCUUAUUGUAAACGCACGGUUGUCUAUCCGGAUUUUUUUUAAGAUUGUUUCACUGGACCAGUUGCUUAACUGACUUCGGAAUCUUGCUUUAGGGUAAACGUGGAUUAGCGUAUAUCAGAUGCAUGGCACAAAUGAAAAUGUAGAAUUCAUUCGCUCCGUUCGCCUCGUAUACACCAACCCGCGCUAAAAUUUAUCAAACGCUUUGGAAAUUCUUCUAUUCUGCACAAAAUUAGCGCUUGUUUAGAAUAAUUGUUAACCAUCCUCGAAUUAAGCUCUCUCUCAACUAUUAUGGAAAACUAUAAUUAUUCGCGCCUGAACAAUGAGUGCCUUCAAAAUGUAUUUUUACAUUACAUAGCAGUUAUUCCAAAUAUUUUCAUUAAGUCAUUCCUGAAACUUAUAGUGUUAAGUUGUAGUUAACCUUGUAGUAUUAACGAUUUUUUUACAUCAUUAUUUUGUGUUCUUUUACAUUAUUUACAAUUUUGUACUUAUUUUUACGUGUAAAAUGUACUACCUUAGGCUAGUUUAAGUAAACAAUUCCAAAUA
This is a messenger RNA of Dendroctonus ponderosae (mountain pine beetle), 2085 nucleotides long. RefSeq names its product protein Star (gene S). The transcript has 5 exons. The record is from RefSeq and is a predicted model, not a curated record. Bases 252 to 1217 code for a protein of 321 amino acids. Lineage: Eukaryota; Metazoa; Arthropoda; Insecta; Coleoptera; Curculionidae.